UCGCUGGCGCAGCUGGAGGGGCGCGGGCUCCGCGGGCACCAUGAGACCCGAGGCGGCGGCCGGAGCCCGGGAGGCGCGGGAGCGCGUCUGUCACUGUCCCGGGAACGGUCCCCGGGAACCACCGCCGCCGCGCGGGCCCGAGAGCCCCACACCCUGGAGACCUUGGAUCCUGACACCCCAAGAUGCUGAGCCGAACAGAACUGGAAGCCGGCCUGAGCCUGGGGGUGACCAACAAACUUCUGGAUCAAAGGGAGCCUUUGGGUUCCAGCAUCCUGUAAGACUUUAUUUACCCAUUUCUAAGAGUCAAGAAUAUCUGCAGAGUUCCGGGGAAAAAGUGCUGGCCAGUUUCCCAGUGCAAGCCACGAUUCACUUCUACAACGAUGAAUCCGAUUCAGAUGAGGAGGAGCAAGAGGAAGAAGCCCAGCCCCCCGAUCUUCAGUGCCAGGGGACAGAAGGUCCGGUGGAAAACGGCCCAGGGGGGAAGGGCAGAGACCGACUGACAAACCCAGGAUGCAGAUCCGGAGGAUGUGGUGGCCUCGGUGGUAAGGGUCCACUCCCCCACCGUUAUUCUCCAGGGGGUGCUGAGUGCUCCUCAUUCAAAUAAAUCAGGUCUCUCUCCCAUGCCAGACUCACCUCACAUACACUCUUGGGUUCAGCCGUUCCAGGACACUUUGCAUUUCUGCUGGGUCUAGGGAGUCGUGGCUGUUUUGACUAUCUCUGGUCAGCGUUCCACUCAUGGCAAGAACUCAGUUUUCACUUUUCCUGGUCCUGGUGAUUCUUCAAGGCACUCACACACUGAGAAAGGAUUCUAGGACCAAGAGAAGGUUUGUGUCAACAAGGGUUGUUGUUGGGUAGGGCCAACUUUCAAAGCACAUUGAGCAUUACUCUCUGCCGAUCAAAUCAUUAUUCCAACACAGAUUAAUAACCCACCCAUGCCUCUCACUUAACCUGAGACUCAUUAUUUGGCUAUUUCUGCUUUUGUAAAAAUGAUUUAAAUAAUCCCCAAGGGUUGAUGUGGUUGCUCUGUGGCAUUCUGAAAAAAUUUAUUUAUGAAAAACAAACAAAGCAAUGAAUAAUUUCCAUAAGAGUAACAGAAAUAAAAAGAUAUGAAUUUUUAAGGAACAGUUCUGGAUAAAAACUUAUAUGAAUCUUGUCUAAGGGCUGUGUGUAUGAAUAGAGAGAGAGGGGAGCCAUAAUCCCUAGUUGGGAACAGCUUUGGGCUUGUUACUUGAAUAGAAUAACACUUUUCAAUCGAAGUAUCAAAUGUAAAAUUUUCAGUUUUUUAUAUUUUGAUGACCAAAUGAGUGUAUUCCUCAAGGUUUUUUACUUAACCAUCUUACAUGUGGUUCUCUUCCCAGUUUCCCCUUGAAAUAAAUGUUUUGAAAGAAAAAAUGUUUGAUAAUCACCUUUUUUGUUUAAGACAUUUUUAGAUUUAAUUCAUUCUUUAAAGUUUUAAAAAGUUUGU
Molecule: messenger RNA, 1465 nt
Organism: Diceros bicornis minor
Lineage: Eukaryota; Metazoa; Chordata; Mammalia; Perissodactyla; Rhinocerotidae
Gene: RIPPLY3
Product: ripply transcriptional repressor 3
Exons: 4
Coding region: 41-604 (187 amino acids)
Biological process (GO): embryonic pattern specification; negative regulation of transcription by RNA polymerase II
Cellular component (GO): nucleus
Source: RefSeq, a predicted model, not a curated record